GUGUUGGGUCCGUCUUUCCCCUGCCGUGUCCCCUUUUCUCAGCUCAGCGCAGACGCCAUGUUGGUUCGAAAGGAAGAUGACAAGCGGUGGCUGCGUUAGUGGCGGCGGCGGGCGAGGGGUCCCCGAGAGCGGCUAGUGCUGAGGAAGGGGCUCUCCUCUCUCUCCCUGCCCCUCCAGCGCUGAGGGAAAAGGGCGAGCAGCUCCGUCGUGUCAGUUGCGGGGGGGUUCUUCCAACCAACCGUCUGCUGAGGGAGCCCCUGGGAGAGGAGGGGGAGGAAGAGGCGGAGAAGGGACAGGGAUAGAGGAGCGGCGGCAGCGAUGAGAGCAGAGACCUGAGGCAGAGAAGCGGCGGGUGCUGCGGCGGCUGUUACCCCGAGAGGCGACUGCGGUUUAAAUCCCCCCUUGAGCUGCUGCUGCAGUUUGAGGGGGGAAGGUGUUCGUUCUUUUGCGCCCCUGCUUUAUUCCCCCUCGGCUUGCUUGGAGCUGGGAGACUCAAAGCCUCUCGGAAGGGCCCGAAAGAGGAAGAGAAGCAGCAGCCUGCCUCUCGUCUCACUUUUACUUCGGGAGGAUUGAGAAAGGGGGGACAGGAAAAAAGCCCAACAACUUCGGGUCCAGAUCAGGAGGAGGAGGAAGGAGGUCGCUUGACUUUAUCUGCCGGAGUGCCUACCGCACGUCCUAAUGAGGUGACUCGGACGCAGAACUAUCCUGUGAAUCAUCCCCGCCAUUCAUUAUUGGCCUAGGCUGGAGAGGAAGCGCGGCAGAGCGGUGGGGGGAAAGCCUCCACACAAUUCAUGUCCUUGUGUACUCCUGCCUGGUCUACCUGGCACCGCUGCUGGUGGUGUUGCUGCUGCUGACGGGGAUCUGCUGCCAUCUCUGGUCUCUCUUUGCUGAUCGAGCCUUUUAACAUCGGCUUCUCUUGGAUUCCUCCCCUCCAGUCCCACAGUUUUCCUUGUUGUGGGUCAACUGCUUUUAUUGUCAGGGGGAAAAUAACUCAGAACUUAACAAGACGUCAAAGAUUGGUUGGCUGGAAGAUCUUGUUGCUGUAUGCACUUGGCUGGCUUAUAAAAAUUUCUCAUUUUGUGUUGAUUGAAACCAUCAGGGUAAUUUCAAAAUGUCCAGCAGUGUCCCAUCUGAUAUGAUAAAUUUGCGCCUCAUCUUGGUAAGUGGAAAAACAAAAGAAUUCUUAUUCUCUCCAAAUGAUUCGGCAGCAGACAUUGCAAAACAUGUAUAUGAUAACUGGCCAAUGGACUGGGAAGAAGAACAGGUGAGCAGUCCAAAUAUUCUGCGGCUUAUUUAUCAAGGACGGUUUCUUCAUGGCAACGUGACAUUAGGAGCAUUAAAACUUCCAUUUGGUAAAACAACAGUGAUGCAUUUGGUGGCGAGAGAGACAUUGCCAGAGCCAAACUCUCAAGGUCAGAGAAAUCGUGAAAAAACUGGAGAGAGCAAUUGCUGUGUAAUCCUGUAAAAGCUCUGCUGUAUCUGCUACUUGUGAUGUAAAAUAGUUUUUGUCUUUCAUGCCGCUGGACUAGAGGAGACCAACAUGGCUUCAGGCACCCUUAGGAAGAGCCUAUCUGUAAAUCCAUUGAACUGAAAUAUUACAUGAACACUCACAUUUUUUUCAAGAACAAUGAACAACUUCGCCCCUUACUUUUUGGUUGUUGUACAAGCUUAUUAAUGCAUCACUUCUCCAAUGCAUUCUGUCUUCAGGAAAAGGUUAACUAUUCUCUUCAACAAGAAUCAUUUUGUUGUCAUAAAUCAUCCUUAACCCGCUUUAACCAAUCAAGAUUUAUAGAUGCAAUUUGCACUAAAACACACACACACAAAAGUUCACAAUAUAUAGACCUCAUCAACAAAAGUUCUAAGUAUUUCAAAUGCAGAGAAAUGAUUCAACACUGGAAAAUACUAUCGGCAGUCUUUUCUUUUUUCUUUUAUUCAAUAAUGGCCAGCUGAAGGGGGAGGGGGGAAGUCAUUAUUAAAUUCUACCUAAAUCAACCUUAGUGGCCAAACUGGCACAAAAUGCUAACUAAAAUUAAGUCUGAUUUUAGACAUUAUAUAUUUUCAUUGCAACAAACAAUGUGCCUGUAAUUUCUAAGCACUCUGUAGAGGGCUGUUCAAACUGAAUUUUUUUUUCAUUAACGUGCACUCUUCUCUCAUACAUUAGUUGAGUGCUUGUUCAGACAGCACAAAUAAGUGCAGAGAGUGCAUUUCCUAGCCUUAAUAUGGGAGGGGUAAUUUCCUGUAGUUCAUAGGCUUUUAUUAAUGUGCAUAAAUAUUAGAAGACCUCAUUUACUAAUCAAUUUUAUGUCUUUGAAUAUCAACAAUUGAUGUUUUUCAGUCAUUCUUAUUCAUCUGUACCUUAGUGUCCAGUGUCAUGCUUACUCAUUAGUGACUUCAAAGGAAUAACUAAAAGAGAAAAAAAGAAAAAUUCUCUGCCAUAUGAUGACUUUUUGUUUAUGUAAUCUACAUUUGAUAUUAGUGCUUGCAAUUGUAUUGGAAAUCAGAAGCUGGUUUUUAAAAGCAUAUGUAGUUAACAAAGGAUGCCAUUCUUUUAUUUCAUACAAACAAUUUAAAAAUUGAUAUGCUAAAACAAUUUUUGCACAGCACUAAAGCAUGAGUUAGUUUCAUCUAAACCUGUAAAAAAAUUAUAAAAGAUUUUAUAUUUUUCCACUGGGGAGAAAUUCUUCCUAGUUGAAAUUACAAAUAUGUAGAAUAUAUUUAAUAAAAAUCUUAUAAAAACAUAACUAUAGAACUUAAAUAUAGAUUGGCGUGUAGAAUAAUACAAUAAUAAUCCAUAUAAAUAGCUCUAGGCUUUAAAAAAAUUGCAGGUUGACAUUGUGUUCUGUAUUUGAGUCCAUGGGCCCUUACAAAUGUUCUGUGUUUUCUGAAUGAUCAACUUCAUUUAAACAUAAUGGGUUAUUUUAUUCAAUGUUAUUGCUUUGACAAAAUGCUUUAUAUGCAGUAGGCCUACAAAGAUAUUGUUCAUAAUGAUCAAAAUUAAAUUUGUAUAGAGCAGAGUUUUAAAACAAAUUGUAAAUAGCACUAAACAUUUUCUUUCUGCAACCUGUACUGAUAGAUUCUUCUGUAAACUAAAUAAAAGAAGAAUAUUGUA
Messenger RNA from Eublepharis macularius, 3109 nucleotides. It is a transcript of the gene UBL3, whose product is annotated as ubiquitin like 3. The transcript has 5 exons. Lineage: Eukaryota; Metazoa; Chordata; Lepidosauria; Squamata; Eublepharidae. Gene Ontology annotation, molecular function: protein binding. Bases 1112 to 1465 code for a protein of 117 amino acids. The record is from RefSeq and is a predicted model, not a curated record.